This is a messenger RNA of Vitrella brassicaformis, 5132 nucleotides long. The record is from the annotation of a GenBank genome assembly. Lineage: Eukaryota; Vitrellaceae.
GGGGCCAUCCAUCCAUUUCACCCAUCACGUGUGUCAGUCAGUGUGUCAUUCAUUCAUUCAUUCAGUCAGUCAGUGUGUCACUCAUUCAUCAUCAUUUCCACCGGUCAUAUAUUCUCUUUCUGUGUGCGAGGGCCGUCGUGACGAUGACGGCCGCCGUGAUGGCCAGCAGCGACACGCUCAGCAGCGGGUAAUUGAACGUAGAGCUCAGCACAUCGAACCCCUGCGCACACACACACACACACACACAUGCACACACGUACCGACAGGGCUGGAUGGGAUGGGCGGAAUGACGUCUGUCUGUCUGUCUGUCUCUGUGUGCUCAUCGUGGAUUGCGUGCCUUUGCGGGCUGCACGGGGGCGAAGAAGAGGUCGAGGCCGUAAGCGAAGAGCAGAGAGGUCGACUCGAGCUCAGUGGGGUAGGUCGAUAUGCCGCGCAGAUGACACACCUGUUGAUUGGACAGAUCGACACACACACACAGGCACAGACACACACAGAAGGUCCGUUGCGUAAGUGUCUGUGUGUCAUUCAUUGACUACUCCCUCACCUGUUGGUAGUAGGAGAGCAUGUCUGUGUGUGUGAUGGGCAGUGUGGGGGCGUAGGGCGGGAUGCCCUCCUCCCUCUCGGCAGCCGACAGCUUCUUCGGCUUACUGCCCGCACGAGGCGGCGCCACCACCGGCCGGCGCGCAUUCAACACGUUCUUGGACGCGCCGUAGAUGUGACCGCUCGACAGCCCCUGACACACACACACACACAGGCACACGCCAUCCAUCCAUCAAAGGGACCUCUUUGCCUGCCUGUCCCGUCUUUGUCGGACUGACCAGUAGGACGAUGCGUGUGGUGACGCCCCUUUGUGUGGCGGUGACGCCCAUCAGCCGAAUGCCGCUGGGGAAAAUGAACGUCGCGUUGAAGGCCGUCGGGCUCGGCAGCGAGUGGGCCGACACGGCAGUCCGCAUCUCACGCACCACGGUGUGGGGCAGCCUGUGUGUCACUGUGGGCUGCACGGCUGCUGGUGGUGUUGAGGACUCGCCUGUCGAUGGGCCGGUGGCCCAGCCGUCGCCCAGCAAGAUGCCCAGGGGACCUGGUCGGGUGGUGCAGAAUUUAUGUGACUCCAUUGCUUGUCUGCCAUGGACGCAGUGAGUGCGCUGAUUGAUCGCUUUACCGACCGGUGUCCCGUUGUGGGUCGAAGAGCUCCACGACGUGCAUUUCGAACCGCGGCACCAUGCUGUGGUGCGAGUCCAGCGCGUUGAAGUAGUGAACUGCCACCCAGUUGUCACACACCUGCAAGAUGUGCCACACACUCACACACACACAAAUAUCCACACACACCCACACAGGCCCUUCGCGCCGCGCCCUCGGCUCACCGCCAUGUGCACCGGCAGGGCGGCGCCGAUGGGGAGGGUCUCGGACAGCAGCAUGGCCCCCGUGACGCCAUCAAUCAGGUGCAGAGUCAGCCGGAAGUCCAUCGCUGCCGCCUGCGCCUGCACCCCUCCAUCCAUCCAUCCAUCCAUCCCUUUGUGUGUGGGUGACAAUUCUAGUGUGGUGUGGUGUGUGCCUACGUUGUAAGUAUAUGCGUCCCACUGCGGUGGUGGUGCGUCUGUUGUGACGACGGCGAGUAGGUUGGGGUUGAGGUAGCGAUACAGCACCGUCACGUCGCCCUUGACCUGCACCGGCACGUGCUCGAAGUUGCGAUGGAGAGAACUCGCCACGCCUGCACCAUUGACGGAUUGAACAUCGUGUGUUGCGUGCUGUGCUGUGUUGUCUCUCUCUCUCUCUCUCUGUGUGUGUGUGUGUGUGUGUGUGUGCGUUGCCUGCGAUGUAUUUCUUGGCCGCGGCGAAGUUGGUUUGCCAUCUUGGGACAACACGAAGGGAGCCGUCUGUGCGAUCAACACCGAAUCCUGGUUGACAGACAGAGAGACCGAGAGACCGAGAGAAGGACGCACACACGCGGUGGUCCGCAUGUAAGUCUAUUCCCAAUCCCCCCGCCCCACACGCGCGCACACGCACCGGUGAUGAUGCUCUCAUUGGUCUGCACCCGAUAGUACGAGAACAUCUCCGGCAGCCACUCCACCAGCUGACACACGCAUCACACACAAAUUUGCAGGUGGGAGUGAGCCCAACGCAGCAACACCGCCCACUCACCUUUGGCGACGGUGGGUAGAGCGCGACGGUCCCAUUCCUCUCCACCACCAUCACAGGAUCCACGUCGCCAUGCAACUCCAUCUCCCAUCCCUCCAAGCCACCACCACCACCAGCACGAUCACCGCCGCCCUUGACGCUCGCAGCCAUGUGUGUGGCGUGUCCCGGCAGAGCCAGCGGCAGCACGUCGGCAUCGGGGCUCACGUGGACCUGCCGCCUUGUGUGGCCGGUGAGCGUGUCGAGCCAGAGGAGGGAGGGGGAGGGCUGCAGGGGGAAAGCUGUGUGUGCGCAGAUGAGCACCUCUGGCCACCGCCGCGAUAAAGGCUUGAGCAGGGUGAUGGGGCCGUCUUGAAGGUUGUGGCUGUUGGACAGGCUCUCUGUGAGCUGUGUGUUGGUGGUGUGGAGCCGCGCUCUGGGUCUGCAUUCGGGCGGUGGGUGGUGGUGCAGGACGGCAGAGGUGAUGUCCCACACAGUCUUGUGCCACAGGAUCCGCCCACUCGACGCAUGCAGCCCAUACACCUGCACACACACAUCCACACACACAGAGAGAGGGAGAGAGAGAGAAUCGGCACACGCAUUACCAUCAACCAGUAGCCCGCCUUACCUUGCCGGCACACGUGGCCAAUACGAUCACGUCACUGUCGCCAAAGCGAUGGUGGCCGAUGUGCCCCUUGCGCGCCGUCAGCAUCGCCUCCCUCAGCCGCUCCCGCGCCCCCAUCCCAACUGACAUGUCCCCACCACCACCACCACCACCACCCACACCCACACCCACCAGCAGCGGGCUCCGCCCCUCUGUCUGCCGCCUGACGGCCAUCUGGUCUUUGCCCUGCCAUCGCCGCACGUCAACCAGCUCCCCCAGCGACCCCACUAUCAGCCCGACAGACGCCAGCACAUAGUCGCACGUGAGCAUGAGAUUGGCCCACAGGCGGGAGAGGGGGGAGGGGGUGCUGGCUGUGCCGGGGGAGAGCAGCGACAGAAUUAGGGAGAAGAGCGGCAGGGGCUCGGCGAGGAUCUCGGCUUCUUCCUGGGCCUCCUCCAUCUCUGGUGAGGCGUGUGGGGUGGUGGGUGAGCGCAUGAGGUAGGAGAGGAGGGAGGGGGGCAGGUGGUAGAAGGAUGACGCCUUGACCGACCCAAGGGCCUCUUCCCUGAUCCACGACACGCCAGCCUGCCGAAUCAGCGCCAGGGAAUGGUCCGCACACGACACCGACACGCGCCUGACUCAUGAAACAGACGCAGAACAGGCAGGUGUGCACACAGACUGUCUGUCUGUCUGUCUGCCUGUGGGUCGCUCACACGUCAGAGGAGCUUUCUCUCACCAGCGCGACCAUCGCUGGACCGCGCUCUGUGUUGCGGAGAGACGAGUCUCUAACAGCCAGACAGACAGACAGACAGAGGUGCAUUCAUGUGUGUGUGUGUUCUCUCUUUAUGUGUGUGGUGUGAUGGGUUACGCACUCGAGUACAGGCUCGGUGCCGCCGGUGGUCAAGUCGAUCUUCUCCACGUGUGUCUUCUCGUGACCAAUCAACACACCGCCUAGCAACGUCCUGCGCACAGACACACACACACACACCAGAGAAUGAUGAGUUCACAUGGCUUCCUGCUCUGUCUGUCUGUCUGUCUGUUGGGUCGGCUCACGUGGAUGGCUCCCGUGUGUUGGUCGCAUAGAACGGUGCCAAUGCCCAGCGACCCUCCUUCGACUGACCGACCAAUGACAACAUGGCACCCAUACACACACACACUCGUGUGUCGCCCACUCUCCAUUGGUUCUCUCUCUCUCUCCCUCUCUCCCUCUCUCUCUCUCUCCCUCUCUCUCCCCGCCCACCCACUGGCUCACCCAUAUGUUGUUGAGCCGCCCCUCUGUGCCCUUGAUGAGAGCGUAAGACCGCCGCGAGUCGGCCAAAGUCAGCACACCGUCGACAGCGCCCCUCUCGCCCAGAAACCUCACCCUUCCUCCGCCCCCGCCCACAGAAUGAGAGUAGCUCGUCCCCCUUCCGUCUUCCUUCAUGUCCACCGCCUUGAUCGUCCCCUCGCUCUCCACCCACCCCACCAGUGUGCCCGCGACCUGCACCACAUUCUGCUCCUCACCAACAGGCGUCAUGGUGACCUUGCCCAGCGUCGUUGGCUUGCCAGAGGGCUGCUGCCUGCUGUCGUCUACCGUCUUGUGAAUGGACGCUACCAGGGAGGAGGACGAAAUGUCGCGGCCAAUGAGAGCAAACGAGAUGGCGUCGCCGUCUUGGUCGUCGAGAGGGAUGACGCGGGAGUAGCGGACAGACCCGUGACUGGCACUAGUCGCCCAAUCUCGCAGAAUGCGGCCGGAAGUGGCGUGGCGCAGCUGAGCGCCCCUCUCAGUGGCCAGCAGCACGGCCUCGCCCCCACCGCCGUCACUCGGCACGAUGGCCACGUCCACCAAGGCUGCAGGCCGCUCACCAUCGCUCUGCUGACUGUCCUGGGUGAUGGUCUCCUGCCACAAGAGAUCGCCGUUGUGCACAUGCCAGCACCGAACAGAGGUCGACGACCUCCCACCACCAUCUUCAUGGCCGUCGUUGACACUCAGCGAGACCAGGAUGGCCUUGCCGAUGGCGAGCCGCGAUACCCUCUCACCUUCAUCUUUGCCCUCCCGUCGCCACUCGAGUGCGCCGGUUUUGGUCUGCAGUGCGGCCACGAUCCCCUGCGCUGUGCCGACAUAGAGGCGCCGCGAGUGGGUCGGCAGGGGCGAUGUGACGAGAUGGGUGACGCGGCCGACCGUCUGGAUGAGCCAAUCGCGCUCGCCGGCCUCGUCUUCGUAGAGCGCAUGGGUGACCCGGGGGAGGGAGAGGAGAAAGAGGAUAGACCACAGGGCGGCGAGGCGGGUGAACAGGGUGAGUGUGGGAUGACUCAUCGGCAUCUGCAUGAAGCUGCUGCCGCUGGUGGAAGGAUCCAUAGAUCUGGCGGUCAGAUCCACAUGCCUGCCGUCACCUUCGCCUCGUGUAGCCUCCUUGGUUGGUUGGUUAGAGAGUCC